This is a messenger RNA of Capsella rubella, 838 nucleotides long. RefSeq lists its product as uncharacterized. The record is from RefSeq and is a predicted model, not a curated record. Bases 38 to 784 code for a protein of 248 amino acids. The transcript has 2 exons. NCBI's taxonomy places the organism in Eukaryota, Viridiplantae, Streptophyta, Magnoliopsida, Brassicales, Brassicaceae.
CAAACAUUAUAGCACAUAAGUAGAGAAAAGGAAGAAGAUGGAGAUCUUUGUCAAGAAAGAGUACUUAGAUUUGGUUCUUGUCCCAUUUGGAUUAAUCAUAGUUUUAUCUUACCAUCUCUUUCUUCUCUAUAGAAUUCUUUAUUUCCCUUAUCACACCAUCAUCGGUUUCAUGAACAUCGAUAAAUCCAUUUGGGUCGACCGUAUCAUGCAGGCAAGAAAAGACGAAUUGGGAUGUGCUUUAACUGUUCUUUCGAGUAGCAUAUCAGCUUCAACGUUUAUGGCAUCCAUUGCUUUAACAUUGAGUUCGCUUAUCGGCGCGUGGAUAGGGAGCUCACCGGUUAAUACGACGGUUUUUACAGGACAUUUUGUGUAUGGAGACACAAGUUCGAUCACAAUGGUCAUCAAAUACACCUCUCUACUCAUCUGUUUCCUAGUUGCAUUCUGCUGUUUUGUUCAAUCCACGAGAAGUUUUUUACAUGCCAACUAUCUUAUCACCACACCCGGCGAUGAUAUACCGCCGGAUAUGGUGAAGAGAUCUGUCUUGAGAGGUGGUAACUUUUGGUCGUUGGGACUUAGGGCUCUUUACUUGGCUCUUAAUCUAUUGUUGUGGCUUUUUGGACCGAUACCGAUGUUUGUUAACUCGGUUUUGAUGGUUAUGUGUUUGUAUUAUCUCGACUCGAACUCGGUGGCUCAGCCUCUUUAUCACCGGACGUUCGAGGCCGAGCAAAUUGUCAAGAGGAUGAGAGGAGUUUUGCCUGAACAGUUGACUUUUAGAUGUGAUUGAAAACAGAAACAUUAUUUGAUUAUUAUUAUUAAUCAAUUUGCCAACUUGGGAUUU